AUGUCGAAUAUACCCUUAGUCCACCACGGCCGCCGCUCGCCGCCACCCGCGGCCGUCGCUCGCCACCACCCGCGACCACCGCUCGCCGCCACCCGCGACCACCUCUCGCUGCCACCCACGACCACCGCCCGCCGCCGGGGACCACUGUCGGCCGUCGCCGGCGUCCACCGCCGGCCGCCGCCGCCGGCGACCACCGCCGGCCGCCGCCGGCGACCACCGCCGGCCGCCGCCGGCGACCACCGCCGGCCGCCGCCGGCGACCACCAGCCACCUCUGGCCGCUGCCGCUGACGUCCACCACGGCCGCCGCUCGCCGCCACCCACGGCCGUCGCUCGCCGCCACCCGCGACCACCGCUCGCCGCCGCCCGCGACCACCGUCGGUCGUCGCCGGCGACCACCGCCGGCCGUCGCCGACGACCACCGCCGGUCAUCGCCGGUGACCACCGCCGCCCGCCCCCGUCACCCGCGACCACCGCGCCCACCGUCGCCACCUCUGGCCGCUGCCGCUGACGGUUAUCGUUGUCGCCGGUUGCCGGCGACCAACGACCGACGACGGUCAGCGGUUGCCGAUGGCGGCGACCGAUGGAGGAGGCUAACGGCGGCGGCCAGUGGUUGCUGCAAGCUCCGGUAG
Zingiber officinale is the source of this 630-nucleotide messenger RNA. Its product is annotated as neural Wiskott-Aldrich syndrome protein-like. NCBI's taxonomy places the organism in Eukaryota, Viridiplantae, Streptophyta, Magnoliopsida, Zingiberales, Zingiberaceae. The coding region runs from base 1 to 630 and encodes 209 amino acids. The record is from RefSeq and is a predicted model, not a curated record. The transcript is spliced from 2 exons.